Messenger RNA from Monodelphis domestica (gray short-tailed opossum), 3256 nucleotides. RefSeq names its product YTH N6-methyladenosine RNA binding protein F2 (gene YTHDF2). Gene Ontology annotation, molecular function: N6-methyladenosine-containing RNA reader activity; mRNA binding. Gene Ontology annotation, cellular component: cytoplasm. NCBI's taxonomy places the organism in Eukaryota, Metazoa, Chordata, Mammalia, Didelphimorphia, Didelphidae. The record is from RefSeq and is a predicted model, not a curated record. Gene Ontology annotation, biological process: mRNA destabilization.
GAGAAGCGUGGGGGAGGGGCUCCUUCCGCGUGUGAGUGAGGGAGUAGGAGGAGAGAGAGAGAGAGAAAUCGAGAGAUAGGAAAAGAGAGGGAGUGGGAGAGGGGUAGAGAAAGAGAGAGAGAGAGAGAGAGAGAGGAAGAGGAAAGAGCGCGGCGAGCGGCCUCGAGAGGAGAGCGCGCCUCUCGCUCUCGCACGCGCGUGCGUCUCUUGCCCCUCCCCCCGCCCCCUACCGCCUUGGCGCCCAGAGCUCGUUCGGGCCCAGCGGGAGCGCGCGCCGCAGGCAUUCGAGACGGGGCGUUGAGAGACCGGGCUAGAGCGUCGCGGAGUCGGAGGCAAGAGCCCGAGCCCGAAGCCGCGCGCUUGUGUCUCCGCUGCGUCCGCCGAGGCCCCCGGAGCGUCAGGGACAAAGCCGCCGUCGCCGCCGCUGCUCUCCGCUCCCGCUCUCGCCGGGGCCCAUCCGCCGCCGCCGCCCUGAGGAGAGCCCGCCGCCGCCGCCGCCUUCCCCGCGGAUCUCCGAGCCAUGUCGGCCAGCAGCCUCCUGGAGCAGAGACCGAAAGGUCAAGGCAACAAAGUACAAAAUGGAUCUGUGCAUCAGAAGGAUGGAUUGAAUGAUGAUGAUUUUGAACCAUACUUGAGUCCACAGGCAAGGCCCAAUAAUGCAUAUACAGCCAUGUCAGACUCUUACCUACCAAGCUACUACAGUCCUUCAAUAGGCUUCUCUUAUUCAUUGGGUGAAGCUGCCUGGUCUACUGGGGGUGACCCACCCAUGCCCUACUUAACAUCCUAUGGACAGCUCAGCAAUGGAGAGCCCCACUUUCUACCUGAUGCUAUGUUUGGACAACCAGGGGCUCUAGGCAGCACUCCAUUUCUUGGUCAGCAUGGUUUUAAUUUCUUUCCCAGUGGGAUAGACUUCUCAGCUUGGGGGAAUAACAGUUCUCAGGGACAGUCUACUCAAAGCUCUGGAUAUAGUAGCAAUUAUGCUUAUGCACCUAGCUCCUUAGGUGGAGCCAUGAUUGAUGGACAGUCAGCUUUUGCCAAUGAGACCCUGAAUAAGGCUCCCGGUAUGAAUACUAUAGAUCAAGGGAUGGCAGCACUGAAGCUGGGCAGCACAGAUGUUACAAGCAAUGUUCCAAAAGUUGUUGGCUCUGCAGUUGGCAGUGGAUCCAUUACUAGUAACAUAGUGGCAUCCAAUAGUUUGCCACCAGCCACUAUUGCUCCUCCCAAACCAACAUCUUGGGCUGAUAUUGCGAGUAAGCCUGCAAAACAACAGCCUAAACUGAAGACCAAGAAUGGCAUGGCAGGGUCAAGUCUUCCACCACCCCCAAUAAAACAUAACAUGGAUAUUGGAACUUGGGAUAACAAGGGUCCUGUAGCAAAAGCCCCUUCUCAGGCUUUGGUUCAGAAUAUUGGGCAGCAGCCAACCCAGGUAUCACCUCAGCCUGUAGGUCAGCAGAUAAAUAAUAGCCCACCAGUGGUGCAGGCUGCAGCAGGGCAACAGCCACAGCCUUUGCCUCCACCGCCACCACCACAACCUACCCAGCUUUCUGUGCAACAACAAGCAGCCCAGCCCACCCGUUGGGUAGCACCCCGGAACCGUGGCAAUGGGUUUGGGCAUAAUGGGGUAGAUGGUAAUGGAGUGGGGCAGUCUCAGAACAAUUCUGGGUCUGCUCCCUCAGAACCCCACCCAGUGCUGGAGAAGCUGAGGUCCAUCAAUAAUUACAACCCCAAGGAUUUUGACUGGAAUCUGAAACAUGGCCGGGUUUUCAUCAUCAAGAGUUACUCUGAGGACGAUAUUCACCGUUCCAUUAAAUAUAAUAUCUGGUGCAGCACAGAACAUGGCAAUAAGAGACUGGAUGCUGCUUAUCGCUCCAUGAACGGGAAAGGCCCCGUUUACUUACUUUUCAGUGUCAACGGCAGUGGACACUUCUGUGGCGUAGCAGAAAUGAAAUCUGCUGUGGACUACAACACAUGUGCAGGUGUGUGGUCCCAGGACAAAUGGAAGGGACGGUUUGAUGUCAGGUGGAUUUUUGUGAAGGACGUUCCCAAUAGCCAGCUGCGGCACAUUCGUCUAGAGAACAACGAGAAUAAACCAGUGACCAACUCCAGAGACACUCAGGAAGUGCCCCUGGAAAAGGCUAAGCAGGUGUUGAAAAUCAUUGCCAGCUACAAGCACACCACCUCCAUUUUUGAUGACUUCUCACACUAUGAGAAACGCCAAGAGGAGGAGGAAAAUGUUAAAAAGGUCCAGCUGUUCUUCCUGAUGUCAUCUUAAGUGCCAUUUCCACUUUUAGCACAUCAAAGAAUGAGGAACGCCAAGGUCGUGUGAAAUAAAGGCAGCUCUCCUGCAAAGACUGCAGCAACGGUUGCACCUGAAUAUCCUUCUAAGAGAGAGAGAGAAAGAGAGAGAGAGAGAGAGCGAGAGAGAGAAAGAGAGAGAGAGAGAGAGAAAGAGAGAGAGAGAGAAAAGAAAAAUGACCUUUGAAAGAAUUAGGACUUUUUUUCUUAAUUUCAUUGACUUCAAAGAGACGAUUGCAGACUUGGCAGUUAAAAGUAUUGGAAUUUCACAAAAGACAUAGGACUUAACUGGAAAAGAAAAAAAAAAGAAAAAAAGAAAAAAACUAAACAAAAAAUCCCUCUAGGUAGUUUAGGUGAAAAAGUCCCCUUUAUUUUGCCUUUGGUUGUGAUUUCAGAGCAUAAUGCUUUGUUUUUUGUCUUUUUACUAUGUUUUCCGGAUUUUAAGGUCCGUAAGUGACAUACAGUUUUUCUCUAAUUUUUAAACCCUUUCCUCCUCUCCCCUCUUCCCCCAUUUUGACAUUUGCACUUGGAACACCGAGUUGUGAAGGUUUUGGACAUCCACCCCAAAAAGUGGAAUUGGUUUUUCCUUUCCGAACUGGAAGAGCAUUUUUAUGAAGAAUUUUUGUCUAGAAGAAUCGAGCAGAGUGUUACCCAAGGUUGUGUCUCUGAGGGUGGUUCAUUUUCUCUGACCCUUUGUUACUCAAAGUAAAGUACUAGGAGUCCUAAGAAAUGUUCUGUUCUUGUACAUUAUACAGAUUAAGUCAGGAUUAAUUUGAUUUCAAAGCUGAGAACAGUGGUAAAAACUCGUUUACAGAAAAUGCAUUUUGGAAGAGAAAAAUAUUGUAAAAUGUGUAGUGAAUGUUUCUUCAGUUCCUUGUUCAGCCAAUGAGGAAAGGGCACUGCCUUUCUUUUUACCAUUAAUCACUUCUCAAUAAUAAACGUGAGAUCCUGUUGAGCAUCA